Molecule: messenger RNA, 4401 nt
Organism: Stegostoma tigrinum
Lineage: Eukaryota; Metazoa; Chordata; Chondrichthyes; Orectolobiformes; Stegostomatidae
Gene: fam199x
Product: family with sequence similarity 199, X-linked
Exons: 8
Coding region: 166-1299 (377 amino acids)
Source: RefSeq, a predicted model, not a curated record
GGCGGAAGUGACGUCGCGGAGCGAGGCCCGCAGCCGAAGGAGCUUCAGAGAGGGGUGAAUGUCAAAACCCUGGCUGACGUGAAAUGUAUGCACAAGGAGAUUGACAAGAGCUGAAAUGGGUUCCGAAGAGCCAUUGAUCAGCUGCUGGUCUCUACCUCAAUAAAAAUGUCAGAUGAUUUGUAUGGCAAGUUCCUAGCACCAGAUGAACCAUUCCCUUUGUUACCACAAAGGGGGCACACAAGUGACGUUGCCAGCCUUGACAUUAGUGAUUUUGGCUGUCAGCUUUCAUCAUGCCACAGAACUGAUCCAUUGCGUAGACUCCAUACCAACAGGUGGAAUUUGACUUCCUGUGGGACAAGCGUAGCAAGCUCUGAAUGCAGUGAGGAACUCUUCUCGUCUGUUUCAUGUGGUGAUCAGGAAGACUGCUAUUCCCUGCUGGAUGAUCAAGAAUUCACUCAGAAUGCAUCCUUUGACCUCUUUCCAGAGGGUAGUGUCUGUAGUGACGUAUCUUCUUCAAUCAGUACCUAUUGGGAUUGGUCAGACAGUGAGUUUGAAUGGCAGCUGCCUGGCAGUGAUUUUGCAAGUGGAAGUGAUGUCUUGUCUGAUGUGGUUCCUAGCAUUCCAAGUUCUUGCCCUGUUCUAAAGCGAAGAAGCAAACAACACAGAAGUUUAGAUGAGCUUCCUUGGAGUGCAAUGUCUAAUGAUGAGCAGGUUGAAUACAUUGAAUACCUGAGUCGUAAAGUCAGUACAGAAAUGGGACUGCGAGAACAGCUGGACAUUAUCAAAAUUAUUGAUCCAAAUGCUCAGAUUUCCCCUACAGACAGUGAAUUUAUAAUUGAGCUGAACUGUCUAACAGAUGAAAAGCUAAAACAGGUAAGAAAUUACAUCAAAGAACAUGGUGCCCGCCAGCGCUCUGUACGUGAAAGCUGGAGAAGAGGUAGUUAUACUGGCUGUGGGGUCAGCGGUUUGAGUGGAGCCAGUAGUAGCACUGGCAGCAUGGUGAGCUCAGCCAGCAGCACUGGAUCCAGUGGUUCUAACUCUGCAUCUGCUUCAAGUGCCAACAUGAGCCGGGCGCACAGCGACAGUAACCUGUCCACAAGUGCAGCUGAGAGAAUAAGAGACUCAAAGAAGCGAUCCAAGCAGCGUAAACUGCAACAGAAAGCCAUGCGGAAGCGUCAGUUGAAAGAGCAGCGACAAGCAAGGAAAGAAAGACUGAGUGGUUUAUUUCUAAAUGAGGAAGUGCUCUCUGUGAAAGUGGCAGAAGAAGACCAUGAAGCAGAUGUGGACAUUUUAAUGUGACCAAAUGUAAAAUAGCAUUGUUUUGUUAAAUUUAAAAAAUAAUGCAUUAUAACACUAGCCAGCCGCAAGACUGGAACUGAAAGCUUGAGAUAACGAGGGAUGAUUUCCGUUUACAACUUAACAUCUGAAACCUUAUUUUGUGUUUUUAAGACAUCUCAGUAAUUUUAUUGAAGCUGCUGAACACUGAUAUGUACAGAAAACUAAUGUAGCCGGUAACAUAUCUGAAUGACCUGGCAACAAUAAUGUGCUUUUGAAACUAUAUAUACUCCCAUAGCACUAUUUUAGCGGAUAUAUAUUUGAUUAUUUGUGCAUCACUGUGGUAUUUGAAAUAUUGCCUGUGAAAUAUACAUGUGUAUUAAGAUAAUUCAUGUUUUGAUUCUUUACUUGCAAAAUAAUUAUUAUGUGAAAUUUUUGUAUAGUUUGGCAAUGUUCAAUAAUUGUUGCCACCAGUGAAGUAAUUACCUGCCAUUACCAAAUUGCAUGAUUAGCUCAGAGAUAGUAGGAGAAGGGUCGAGGCCCGAAACGUCAGCCUUCCUGCUCCUCUGAUGCUGCUUGGCCUGCUGUGUUCGUCCAGCUGUAACCCUCGUUAUCUCUUAUGCAUGAUUAGCUCAGUCAGCUUUUAACAUUUUUGUUGAAUGAUGCAUUUAUCCACAAAUGGGUCUUGGUGUUUGCCAAGGCUAUGGCAUAGGAAUUCCUUACAAGUGCAAUGAUAUUUUUUCAGAGUAGACUUAAGGGAAAAGAAAAGUCUAACAGGAAUAUUUAAAUUAUUGAAAAUACCCCUCUCACCUCAUGCUUAUAGAGGGGAAAAAUAUAAUAGUUGGAACAAAAUUUUGUUUUACAAAGUCUAAUUUCCUUUUUACACAAGACUUUCAAAGCCAAGUUGCCCAUCAAACAGACCACUUGUGAUAUUGUCACUGGGGAUAAUCUGAAGAGGCUCUGUUGAAGAUUCAGGCCUUCCUAUCAGCCUGAUGUCUGUUUCACAGCAGUGGUAUUCACUCUUCAUCGUUGACGGGAUUUGGGCUGAAAGUUCCUCAUAGCCUGCUUCCCAGUAUUACUUGAGCUCUGCAGUGAGAGCAGAUCAGUUGGAAGUUAUACCUCCAGUGAGCCACCACGACCUGUGUGGAAUGUAACCAUACAUGCUGAGAAUGGAGACCAAAGUGAGAUGGGUCCCACUUUCCAAGACAAUGUCAACAUUUUUUUAAAAUGAGAAAGUCUUUAAUUUACCAUGAAGAUCACUCCCUUUCCUCUAACAUUGCUAUCUGGCAGCAUCUAUGGAGGGAAAACAGUUAACCUUUUGAGUCCAAUGACCUAGUCUAACCCCUUUCCCCAGAUCCAACCCAAACUCUCAUGUCUCCCUGGACCCCAGAUUUCCUUUUCUUUGCCGCAACAAUGCUAUGUAUGCUGUACGGUAAAAGGGGAACUAGAUUAAUAAUAUGCUGUGUGCAAUAUUUACUGUAAAUGUGGUAGGUCAGUAGAUUUCAUGCAGUAAUAUAUAGGAAGGAAUUGUAAAGUAGGUUAAUAUAAAAUGAAGACCUGUGCAACCUGGAGGUCUGAAACAAAAGGUGCUGGAGAAACUCAACAUGUCUUGCACCAUUGUGGAGAGGAAAUACAUUUUGAGUCUAAUGACCAGAGUUUCUCCAGUGCUUUCUGUUUCUGUAGGUUAUUGCGUUCUUAACAACGUGAAGGAAAAGUGUCAAAACUAGUGUUUUGCAUCUAAUAUUAAGCACAAGGAAAUCAAUUAUUUUUGCACACCUUCAUGUGUGAAGGAAAAAUGAUGGAGAAGCAUUAAUAGAUCACAUCAGAUUUCAAUUUUAAAGAAAAAGAUAAUUACUGUGCUCUAAAGAGCAGACGUUGGUGGCCUUUUUCCUAGUUACUCUGUUGAAACCUUGUGGCCUUGUUACUUCUGGUUCAGUUGUAAUGGAUGCCUUUUGUAUGUAAAAAAAAAUGACUUGGCAAUGUGUUGAAAUGUUUUAGAUGAGAAAGAUAAAACAAAACCCCUUUGUUUUGCACUUGGAUUUGUUCUGUGCUGUAAUUUCUCAUCUAGAUGUAUUGGAAAUUAAUUAUUCCUUAUGAUGGAUUUAUUUUUUGCUUGUUUUGAAGAGUUGGCUAAUUUAAUGUUUUCUUUGAACAGUUCUGAAGGCGAAUCUUGGGACAUGAAUUGUGUGUAAAAUCUCUGUGUGAGAGAGUAAUCUAACAAUUUGAAAAUAAUAGUUCGCAUAUCAGAGUAGAAUUAUUUCCGCGCUCGGCUGUAUCAGAAGAUCUGACAGUUAUGUCGGUAGUUGCCAUACUAUGGCUGAUGUUAACCCAUGAGAUAUAUUCAUGAGGCUGGUGUCUUCAGGGAGCAUUAGAUAUGAAAGUCCUGCUCCCAGCCUCAAGCACAAUAGUGCAUAUCAAAGUUACUUUGUCCAGUAGCAGGAAUAAUGGGUGUUCUGACGUUUGGGAUUGCGUUUUAAAAGCCAAACCAGUACUACUUGAAUACUGCUGGAAAUGAGAAACAUUUUAGCAAAGCUUUGUAUCUUGCACUCAUCAGGUCAGAAGCAAGAAUUCCAAUUCUCAGUGGGAACUACAAUCUGUAAUGCUCAAGCGGUUGAUAAGGAAUCCACUUUGUUAACUAAUCACAUUGUUCAGUCUGAAAUGUUCCUUUUUGAAAUUUGGUAAUCUUCUGUCUUGAGUGCAAGUUGAAAAUCUUCAGCAUGUUUCUUUAGGCAGUACUUAGGCUCAGCACCACCAAUUAACUACUUGAAUACUGCAUAAUUGUUGUUGUAAAAGUCAUGUCUUGUGGUAUAAAUUAUAUUGGCAUGAAAGUUCCAUCUUGCAGGGCUGUACAUAAGUUUGCCACUUGAUAUUUCAGUGUAAUUUUUGUCACCCUGUUGAAUAUACGAAGAUGUGAAAAUAGUGGCAAUGACUGAUUUCUGUAGUGCUGUAUAACAGUAGGUCAUUCCAUUUUACUAUAUCUGCUGCUAUGUCUGUUCAGAAUUGUACAGUGAUCAUAGUCUUUAAAAAAUGCAGGUUUUGGAAUUAUUUUUUGCAUAGCAGAAUCUUUUAAAUUCUGCAGGUUGCUGUUUUCUAUUGGAGUAUAUUAAAAUUAUUUACGUCAUUAAA